CCCGGUAAUACAGUAACCUUAUGAAUUCUUUAUUAACUAACAAUAAGGGAAGACAGUGUUGUAAAUAAGGAAACAAUUGAUAAGCCUAUUUUGUCAAUAAAAAUCCCCAGUCAUUCUAGUAGGUGUAAAAUUUUCAUUGAAAAUUAACUUAGAUCGAUUCAGAUUUUGGCUAUUUAUUUAUUGAUCGCGAAUUUUUGGAUUAUCUCAUUCAAUAAAGUGUAAAUACCAUCAAAACAAACAGUAGAUUUACGUGGAUUAAUUUCUUACAGUCAAGAGUGUUAAGUGCUUACAUUGUUUUGGUUGUAAAAAUAAGGCACGUGGAGAUUGAGAGAAGGGUCCGGCGUGGAUACCAUUAAAGGACCUAAAUCGGCAUCUCCAUAUGUCAUGUUUGGGAUUAAAUGCAAAUCCGGGGGUUAAGUUUAAGCUGGGUGGGGAAGAUGGGUGUGAGCUGAAGAGGGUAUUGGCCCUGGCUGUGAUGGAAUAUAAACACAUCAGCAGUUAUCGUGCCAUUGUAGCGUCUACCACGGCCAUUCUAAACGCUGAACAUCAUGUUCACCCAGCCGUCACUGAAGGUGUUGAUGGGUCAGCAUAUACAGCACUGGACCACAGGCUGUAUAUUGUACAUGAAUUUUUACGUACGGAGAAAGAAUAUUUUAACCACCUUCAGUCUGUUCUAGAGAACUAUGCUGAACCCUUUAGGAAGUUCACUUCCCUGUCUGUGGAAGACCACAGGGUGCUGUUUGUGGGGCUUGAACCUAUAAUGUCACUGAGUGCAAUGAUAGGUGCCAAGUUGGAUGAUGCUAUUGAAACAUGGGACCCUACAAGCACAAAAAUAGGAAAUCUGUUUUCAAGCAAAUAUUGGAACCUUUAUGAAGAAUACGCAGACGGAUAUAGUGCAAUAAAAGGAACUUUAGAGGACAAAUAUGAGAAAGAUGAUUCAUUUGUAGAGUUUGUCGAGCUACGUAGAGGAAGUGCCGAGCUUUCACUUGAAGAUCUCCUACAACUACCUUUUCGAUUGAAUGAGGCAGAUGAAGGAGAACCCGGUUCUCCAAGAAUGAUGUUAACGCCCGACUCGCCUGCCACAGUGCGAAAGAAACGGAGAGCUCCUGCACCACCAUCAGGACUAGUUGCGGCUCGACAAAAGUUUCCGUCAAGUGACGAUAUUGUCGAUCAAAAAAUUAAACAUCAUCGGACUCAAAGUGUGAAAACUGCGAGGCCGAUGAGCCUCAGUCCGAACAUGAGGGCUUCAAACUUAUGGGAUGAGUUAUUGUUAAGAAUGAACCACCAGUCCCCAUCACCUAAUAGUUCACCAAAGGUGACUAGGACAAAAACAUUGCUUGAUAAAUUGCGUUCACCUAGAUUGAUGCACAAAAGUACACGACGGAAACGUACAACAUCCAAAGAUGAUGAAGAGGCAGGGUUCAAGCCCGCGUCUCACAGCAACAAUUCCUCUUUUGAUGAACCAGAUGGAUUUACUCAAGAAACCCUAUAUUUUGUGUUACUACCACUGGAUUUUAACAGAGAUACAGAGUUUGAG
This is a messenger RNA of Ruditapes philippinarum (Manila clam), 1537 nucleotides long. RefSeq lists its product as uncharacterized. Gene Ontology annotation, cellular component: cytoplasm. The transcript has 8 exons. Gene Ontology annotation, molecular function: guanyl-nucleotide exchange factor activity. The annotation marks the transcript as partial. The record is from RefSeq and is a predicted model, not a curated record. Lineage: Eukaryota; Metazoa; Mollusca; Bivalvia; Venerida; Veneridae.